AUGAUGAGUAGCGGAAUGCUGAUCUCAUGGCAGACUGUUCUGCUUGGAAUCCUUGCUAAUGCGAUCCUGCCGUGGGCAUUGGAAUUGCGUGCCGGGAGAAGUUCAUACGACGAGUUCCGCACACAUUAUGGACGCGGCGAACUGAGUGAUGACUAUGAGCUGCGGCUAGGGCUCUUCAACCAGCGCGUCUCCACUGUGCGUCAGAUAAACAGCCAGGAGGGCAGUUGGAAGGCAGAGAUCAACGAAUUCGCAGACUACACGCAGGAGGAAUUUCAAUCUUUGCUCGGCCAUCGACGGCUGCAUCGUGGUAGCACGAACUUCCUCCAGCUGCAGUCGCGUGUGACGCAGACAAGUGUACGCGCGCUCGGAUGGCCUAGCUUGGGAGCCUCACUGUGGAGGAUGGCAGAGCUGCUUGAAACCCGUUCCGGUACGCUUCCUCCGGGUCUACCAGAGUCUGUCGACUGGCGGAGCCAACUGAACUCCAGCAGCUUUGUCAAAGAGCAGGGCACCUGCGGAUCCUGCUGGGCUCUGGCAGCCGUCGGGGCUUUGGAAAUGCAUGCAGAGAUCACCAGCAAGCGAUUGCCGUCAGAACUCUCCGUGGAUCAGCUCCUCGAUUGCGUCGCGAAUCCACAACACUGUGGUGGCCUGGGCGGCUGUGAUGGCGCCAACUCCGAACUGGCCUUCGAGUAUGUGCGACAGCACGGUUUGUAUAGCAGCGCGUCCUACGACGGCACCAAGAAGGGCGAGAGCUGCGCAGGCAGAGCGAGGCAUCCCUACGUGCAGCUGCAAGGCUUUGUUCGCCUUCCCACGAACAAGCUGGACUCAGUGCUGCAAGCGCUUGCAAGCAGAGGUCCACUCGUAGUCGGGGCGGAUGCGUCCCGGUGGGAUGUCUACGGCCACGGAAUCUUCGAUGGCUGCGAUCGGGAUGCCACGAUUAACCACGCCGUGGUCUUGGUAGGCUAUGGCCGGGACAUUCUGGGUAAAGACUAUUUCCUGAUUCGAAACUCGUGGGGCAAGGCUUGGGGCGAAGAUGGAUACAUGCGUUUACUGCGGCUUUCCAGUGAUCAGGGCGAACAGGGCCACUGCGGGCUGGAUCGCAAGCCCCAGGAAGGAGUUUGGUGUGAAGGCGGUGCGCCACAAGUGCCUGUGUGCGGCAUGUGUGGCAUUCUGUCCGAUGCCACUCAUCCCAACACAGUCACGAUUUCAGAUUGGCCCUGA
This is a messenger RNA of Symbiodinium sp. CCMP2592, 1218 nucleotides long. The record is from the annotation of a GenBank genome assembly. NCBI's taxonomy places the organism in Eukaryota, Dinophyceae, Suessiales, Symbiodiniaceae.